CGCGUGGGCCCAGCCCAGGAUCCCGGCGCAAGGCAGGGAUUCUGCCGCUCGCCAGAGACUCGCAAGCUGUGCCAACCUUGGCUGAGCCGACCCGGUGAUGUGGACCCUGCUCCUCCGCGUGGGGACUGGAGUUUGGAAAUAAAAUGGAUGAUUUGACCUUGCUUGAUCUUCUGGAGUGCCCUGUGUGCUUUGAGAAGCUCGAUGUCACGGCCAAGGUUCUUCCUUGCCAGCACACCUUCUGCAAACCAUGUCUGCAGAGGAUUUUCAAGGCGCACAAGGAACUGCGGUGCCCCGAAUGCAGGACCCUGGUGCUGUGCAGCAUCGAGGCGCUGCCGGCCAACCUGCUGCUCGUGCGUCUUCUGGAUAGCGUGCGCUUGGGGCAGAGCUCCGGGAGAAGGGGCUCCAUCCGCAGGCCCGGUACACUGACCCUACAGGACGGCAGGAAAGGCAGGACCAACGCCAGAAGUCUGCAGGCUAGCCCUUUCCACCUGGUGCCCAGUGUCAGAAUCCACAUGGACGGGGUGCCUCGAGCCAAGGCCUUAUGCAGCUACAGAGGCCAGAGUGCUGGUGACCUGAGCUUUAACAAGGGAGACGUCAUCCUCCUCCGGAGACAGCUGGAUGAGAAUUGGUUCCAGGGGGAGAUCAAUGGAGUCAGUGGGAUCUUCCCAGCCAGCGCUGUGGAAGUCAUCAAGCACCUGCCCCAGCCACCCCCGCUCUGCAGGGCCCUCUACAACUUUGAUCUACGAAACAAGGACAAGGGUGAGAACCAGGAUUGCUUGACCUUCCUCAAGGAUGACAUCAUCACUGUGAUCAGCCGAGUGGAUGAGAACUGGGCAGAAGGCAAGUUGGGAGAUAAAGUAGGCAUCUUCCCUAUCUUGUUUGUGGAGCCAAACCUCACGGCAAGGCACCUCCUAGAGAAGAACAAAGGCCGCCAGUCAUCACACAACAAAAGCCUAUCCCUGAUGUCCUCACCCUCCAGAGGCAAAGCCACCAGCACGCCCACCCUCCGUAGGGGCCCAGGGUCCAGGAGGAAGGGGCCUGGGCAGUUCUCCAUCACAACAGCCCUGAACACCCUCAACCAGAUGGUGCAUUCUCCUCCCGGGCGCCACAGGGUGGAGAUCAGCACCCCAGUGCUCAUCAGCUCCAGCAACCCCUCUGUGAUCACCCAGCACAUGGAGAAGGUGGACUUCACCCCCAGCUCUCCGGGACAGGUCAGCACUUACCACUCGGCACCUGCCUCCCCGGGGCACCCCACAGCCAUGGUCAGUCUGCCCGGCUCCCAGCAACACCUCUCAGCCAACAUGUUUGUAGCCAUGCACUCCUACUCAGCCCACGGACCCGAUGAGCUGGACCUGCAGAAGGGAGAAGGUGUCAGGGUCAUGGGGAAGCCCCAGGACGGCUGGCUCAGGGGCAUCUCCUUGGUCACUGGCCGAGUGGGCAUCUUCCCCCAUCAUUAUGUCAUCCCUAUCUUCAGCAAGAAUUCUAGUUUCCCCGAUUCCCGAAAUCCUGGUCUCUACACCACAUGGACGUUAUCCACCUCCUCUGUGCCCUCACAAGGCAGCCUAUCAGAAGGUGACCCCCGGCAAAGCCGUCCCUUCAAAUCUGUCUUUGUGCCCACUGCCGUAGUCAACCCUGUGAGGAGCACAGCCGGCCCCGGGACUUCAGGACAAGGGUCUCUUCGGAAAGGGCGGAGCAGCAUGAGAAAGAAUGGAUCCCUGCAGAGACCCGUUCCAUCUGGGAUCCCCACCCUUGUGGUGGGCUCCCUCAGGCGUAGCCCCACCGUGGUGCUACAACCUCAGCAGUUCCAGUUCUACCAGCCACAGGGGGCCCCCUCGUCCCCCUCAGCGGUGCUCGAGGUGGGUCCCAAACCUGCUCCUAUGGGAGAGCCAGCCCUCACAUGUAUGAGCAAGGGCAGCGACUCCAGGGUGCACUCGGCCGCCAGCUCUCUCAUCAUGGAAGGCAAGGAAAUCCCCAUCAAGAGUGAGCCUCUGCCAAAACCGCCUGCCUCUGCUCCACCAUCCAUCCUGGUGAAACCCGAAAACUCAAGAAAUGGCAUUGAAAAGCAAGUCAAAACCGUCAGAUUUCAGAAUUACAGCCCUCCUCCUACAAAACAUUACACCUCCCAACCCACCUCCGGCAAGCCUGAACAGCCAGCCACCGUCAAGGGGCCCCAACUGGAAGCAGCCUCCGCAGGCCCGGAAAUGACCGUCCUAUUCGCCCACCGAAGCGGCUGCCACUCAGGACAACAAACAGACCUCCGGAGAAAGUCACCGUUUGGCAAGGCCACACCCCCGGUGUCCACUUCCUCAGCCACGCAGACCACAUUUCCCAGCAAAUGAAUCUACACGUGGCUUUUGCUAGACCCCAAAGAGAGCCUGCCUUGGUAAUCUUCUCAGGAGCAAGCUCCAGCUGGGAUGUGAAGAGAACAGUCUGCCUGGAUGGAAAUUGUGCAAUGGAGAGUUUGGGGACCACGCAGUAUUCCUUGACCAUCAGGAGCGAGAAAGGAAUACCUAUAGUCUGGCCUCCAAGACAAGAGGAAAAUAGAAGAAGGAGAAGCACCCAUCUUCACCUGCAGUAUUAAUGGCUAAUGGGCCAGGAUGAAGAAGUGAGUCGUGCGCUAUUGCAGGUUACACCAAACUCCCACCCCAAAGCCAACGUGAUUUUGCCAGCUUCUCAUAGCUUGGAGGCUAACUAACAAAUGAAAAGACCACACAUCAAAUGCUCUCCAGCUCUGGGUCUGGCCUGCCUCUCCAGCUCAGAUUUAGAAUAAUGCAUGAGAU
Molecule: messenger RNA, 2780 nt
Organism: Lepus europaeus (European hare)
Lineage: Eukaryota; Metazoa; Chordata; Mammalia; Lagomorpha; Leporidae
Gene: SH3RF2
Product: SH3 domain containing ring finger 2
Exons: 11
Coding region: 144-2339 (731 amino acids)
Biological process (GO): positive regulation of JNK cascade; protein ubiquitination; negative regulation of apoptotic process
Cellular component (GO): nucleoplasm
Molecular function (GO): ubiquitin protein ligase activity; protein phosphatase 1 binding
Source: RefSeq, a predicted model, not a curated record